CCCUGCCCGGAGAGCUCGGAGCUGGAGGACGACACCGAGGGGCUGUCGACGCGCCUCAGCGGCACCCUGAGCUUCACCAGCCACGAGGACGAGGAGGAGGAGGAAGGAGACGGAGCUAGCGAGGAGCUGGAGGAGCCGCCGCAGGCGCCGGGAGCGGCAGCAGGCACGGAGGACGGAGGCAGGUGCUGGGGCGAGUGGGUCUCUGUGGCUGAGCGUCCCGGCGGCAGCCUGCUGACCCGGCAGCUGCAGGAGCUGUGGCGGAGGUCGCGGGGCAGCCUGGCACCGCAGCGGCUGCUCUUCGAGGUGACCAGCGCCAGCGUGGUCAGCGAGCGCUCUUCCAAGUACGUGCUCUACACCAUCUACCUGAUCCGCUCUGGCCAGUUUGACAAGGCCCCUGCCACCAUCGCCCGGCGCUACUCAGACUUUGAGCAGCUGAACCGCCGCCUGCGCUGCCGCUUCAGCUGCGACAUGGCCAGCGUUGCCUUCCCCAGGAAGAGACUGCGCCGGAACUUCACUGCUGAGACCAUUGCCAAGCGGAGCCGAGCCUUCGAACAGUUCCUGUCCCAUCUGCACUCCAUUGAUGAGAUCCGCCGCUCUCCUGAGUUCAUCGAGUUCUUCUUCCUGCCGGACCUGCAGGCCGCGCAGCGCCUGACCUGCACGGGCAUGUACCGCGAGGCCCUGGCCACCUGGGCCAAUGCCUACCGGCUGCAGGACCGCCUGGGGGUCUGCAACUCCGGCCGCUUCCUGCUGACGCUGGCUGGGCUGGCCGUGUGCCACCAGGAGCUGGACCAGCUCAGUGAGGCCCAUGGCUGCUGCGAGCAGGCGCUGCAGCUGCUGGAGGCCCAGGGCAGCCACCCGCUCCUGGGACCCUUCCUGCAGGCCCACGUCCACCUGGCCUGGAAGGUGGGCAAGGACAAGCGGCGCUCGGAGGCCCGGCUGCAGGACCUGCGGGAAGCUGGGCUGCCCCUGCAGCAGCAGCCUUCCCUGAAGGAAUGCCUGAUCAAGGAGCCUCUGGAAUGAGCUGCCUGUGCCCACAGGGGUGGGAGGGCAAGGGCUGUGGGUGGCUCAUGCCUGUGGCAACUGGGAACAGUGGGAGCAGUGCCGUGGGUAGCAAUGGGGCAGGGGCGCAGCACUGCAGUCCCACGGCACCACAGCCCAUGCCUGGAGCUGCCUUCUGAAUGCACUUUCUCUCUGGUUAGUCUGUCUUGCAGGGCUGGGGACUCAUAGGGGUCCACUACCCACACUGGUGCUUUGAGAAGCUGCUCCCCCUCUGCAGGGGAUCCU
Molecule: messenger RNA, 1284 nt
Organism: Ficedula albicollis (Collared flycatcher)
Lineage: Eukaryota; Metazoa; Chordata; Aves; Passeriformes; Muscicapidae
Gene: SNX21
Product: sorting nexin family member 21
Exons: 4
Biological process (GO): protein transport
Cellular component (GO): early endosome membrane
Molecular function (GO): protein binding; phosphatidylinositol phosphate binding
Source: RefSeq, a predicted model, not a curated record